AUGAAAGUAUUGGGGCAUAUUAGAGAAAUUAUUAAGAAUAAGUGAAUUUUGGAUUGAAUGCUGAACCAUGAAUUGAUGAUAGGUGUAAUUCUUUUUUAUAGAACUUUGGAUCCUGUUGAUAAUUUUCUAAACGAAAAUUGGAUUAUAUUUGCCAAAUCGAAAAAGAGCAAAACAAACUUUGCUCACUCACACAGGGAGGUUAAGUUUUGUUUUUAAAAUUUUAAAAAAACUCACAAAAUUGAAAACAGAAAUAAUUAAUUUCAUCCUAGAAUUUAUGAUUCAAAAUGUAAGCUUUUAAAAUUUAAUAAAAGUAGCUAGAGAUUUCAUGGGUACCCGCGGGUUAGCUGCAACAGGUAGUUAAUCCAACCCAGAAAUAGGGAUAGCUGACGUACCCCAAAAAAGCAAAGUAGGGUUAGCUGCCAAAAAUCAAUAAAUUUUUUUCUGUUAUCAAUCAAAAAUUAACGGUUGGCAGCUAACCCGAAUAGCGUCUUUCUAUUUAAAAACUGCAUUAGCUAGCCGGCCCAAAAAAUAGGGAUAGCUGCCAAAAUUUAAAAAAAAAUCGGGAUAGCUGCAAACAAAAAAAAAAAAAGUUGGGUUAGCUGACAAAUUAUUUUUUUAAAUUUUUUAGGUCGGGUUAGCUGCAAACCUAUAUAUAAACUAUAUUAUGCAAUGUCGAUUUAAAAAGGUUUUUAUAUAUGAAUAAUAAUUUAAAUAAAAUAAUGAAUAGGUGCGAAUCUAAUAGACCUACAGAAGAUAGGGCUUCUCAAAGGUAUGGAUAUCUAUCCAGAUGCUGAGAAUUAAAUUCAAUAGUAAAUAGCGAAACGACAGAGAAAUUCAUAGAUAUAGUGUACACCAGGUGUGCUCUUGAAGAUAAAACCAUAAUAUUGGUUGAAUCUGCCAGCAGGAGAGAUGUGGUAAUUCUUAGAUGCUAUUUUUCAAAACAGAGAGCCACAAGUGACUUUCCUUCGAUUGGUUUCGCUGAAUUGUGCCAGUUUAGAAUGCUCUGAAAAAUAGACAGGACGAACACAGAUGCUUUUUCAUACGUUCUUACAGAACUUAAUGAUUUUCAUUCUCAUCAAAAAUUCAGUGAGGAUCAAAUACAAUAUGAAACAAAAUUGCAAAGAAUACCUGCUCAUAUGCAAAAAAGAGCUAUAGAUUAUUUUAGCAACAAAUUUUUCAGCAAAUAGCAUUUAUAAUGUAUUAAGGCUUGAAUUUACAACUGAUAUGGUUCCUUUUUCAUUUGAUAAAUUAAAGAAUUUCUUGGAUUAUCAUCAUCAAAAAUCAAAAGAAUCAUUCUCAUUUGAAAGUAUUGUGGAAGCUAACAACGAUGAUGGAAAUACAAUUUAUUAAAAUAGACAACGAAAACGAAAGACUUUUUAUGACAACAAAAGAAAGAAUUUAUCUAUGAAAUAAUUUAAAAGAUGUUUUAUUAUAAUUUGGCAAAUUUGCUCUCAAUAACCAUGCAUUUAACAAGGAAAUUAGUUUUUGCUCAAUACUUUUGAUAUAUGGCCAAAUUAACUCUACUCUUAAUAUGUAUAUUGGAAGCAAAUAUUUCAUUAUCUAUACUAAUAGAUUCAACUUACAAAAUACAUAAGCAAUAUUAUUGUGCCAUCAUUUUAAUAACAAUUUGACAGCUUCGGACAGAAUUGCUUACUUGCUUUUGCAAUGGUUCAUAAUGAGCAAACAGCGGAUUAUAUAUGAUUUUUUAAUAAUUUAAGAGAAGUUGGAUUUGAAAAUCCAGAAACAGUAAUCGCAGAUAGAAAUAAGGCUCAAUUUAAUGCCAUUCAGCAGUUUUAUGGAAGAAGAAUGCACAUAGUUUUUUGUUGAUGACACAUUAAAGGAAAUAUUAUCAAUUCUCUUCCAAGGAAAAAUGAAGAGAUUGACUUUUAAAUAAAAGAAAAAAUUUUAUAAAGUCUAUGGCACAAAAAAAUGACGCAGAUUUUGAUUGUGAAUGGCAAUUAUUUAUGAUAGAUCAUCCUGAAAUCGAUGGAUGGAAGUGCAAUUUUUAAAGAGCUUUAUGACAAAAGAGAGCACUGAGCUAAGUUUGCCAUUAAUAAUUAUUUUACUGCUGGGACGAUAACAACAAGCAGAAUACUAAAAAUACAACUUUUACAAUUAAUACACAAUGCGAGCUCUAAGUCUGCUAUAUAGUGAAUACUGCUUAAAUCACUAUCAAAAUUUCGAUUUAUGGCAUUAAAGCAACCUAUAUAAAAGAAAAUAGAAAUGACGAGCAAAGAUGAAUUGUUUCAACAUGAUUUUCCAAUAAGAUAAUAGAGUAUCAUAUCAUAAAAAAUACACUCAAAUGUUCGUGCAAAAAAUACGAAAAUAUAAAAUACUAUGUUGCCAUCUAUUAUUUAUUGCUAAAACAACUGGCAGAGAUGUAAUAGAAUUUAUCAUACAACAUACAGCAAGAAGAUGACUAAUGACUGCACUGUCAGACGAGAAUAAUGAAGUUUUAUUGAAAAAAAUUAAGGGUAUUGAGUAUUAUCACAAACGAAAUAUGACUCCAGUUAGUAAUGAAAGAAGAAUAAGAUAACUUAAAAAAUCAUUAUUCUUAUAGUCUUUAUCAUUUACUUUAACUAAACUUAUUCAUAUUGCAUAAAUAAUGUGAAAAAUUUUAUAGGUUUUGGCAGCUAACCCGACCUAAAAAAUUUUAAAAAACAUAAUUUGUCAGCUAGCCAAACAAUUUUUUUCCUGGUUUGCAGCUAUCCCGAUUUUUUUUUUAAAUUUUGGCAGCUAUCCCUAUUUUUUGGCUGGGCUAGCUAAUGCAUUUUUUUAAAUAGAAAGACACUAUUCGGGUUAGCUGCCAACCGUUAUUUUUGAUUGAUAACAGAAAAAGUUUUAUUGAUUUUUGGCAGCUAACCCUACUUUGCUUUUUUUGGGGUACGUCAGCUAUCCCUAUUUCUGGAUUGGGUUAACUGCCUGUUGCAGCUAACACGCGACACCCAGAUUUCAUAUAAUAGAAAUCACUUAUAUAUUAAAAUAUAUUUAUAUUAAAAAAACUUUUACUCACUCACCGAGGGUGAUUUUAUCCAAAAAAUAGUUUUACUCGCUCAUAGAUAGCGAAAGUUAGUUAUAUUUUAUUAGAUAA
Blepharisma stoltei is the source of this 3091-nucleotide messenger RNA. The record is from the annotation of a GenBank genome assembly. NCBI's taxonomy places the organism in Eukaryota, Ciliophora, Heterotrichea, Heterotrichida, Blepharismidae.